UUUUUUCUUUCUACGUGACUUUACCGAAAUAACCAAAAAGUGAGGCGUUACUCGUUUCUUUUAUUGUAUCGACCCCCCAGGAGGGACAAUGGGGCUGAGUAAACGCCUCCCCCCCCACGCCCCAUUCACAUCCAGAAAUGUAUGUCGCCAAUGGCGAGAUGCUCAUUCUUUUGCCGUGCAACCCAGGGAGGUGCUGAACUAAACCCUCCACGCAUCAACAACAACUGAAUGAAAAUAGGUGGGAAUGGACCACCAGCAGACGUUUCUCCCGGGGCCUCCUCCCUCCACCCUCUGCGAGUCCGAGCCGAGCCUCUGGUGGUCCGGCCUCGCCAUGGCGGAGGAUCUCAAGAGGUACCUGUAUAAGCAACUGGUGAAGGUGGACGGGCUCCACGCCAUCGUCAUCUCGGAUCGCGACGGCGUGCCCAUCAUCAAAGUGGCCACGGAGAACGCGCCAGAAACGGCUCUGCGUCCCAGCUUCCUGGGCACGUUCGCCCUCGCCACGGAUCAAGGCAGCAAGCUCGGCCUGUCCAAGAACAAGAGCAUCGUGUGCUACUACAGCUCCUUCCAGGGGGCCGCACGGCCCGGCUGUGGGCCGCGUGUUUGGCGAUGGGCCCAGGGGGCCGCACGCGCGAAUGAUUUAAUGAGCGCGCCGCUUUGAAGGCCGUGUUUACCUUCACGCUCCGCGAGAGACCUUCCUCCGGCGAUCUUUCCGGCAGUGACCGAGGUGCGUGUGUGUGUGUGAGCGUGCAUGUGUGAGAGAGUGCGUGCGUGUAUCUGCAUGUGGGGAGCGGGUUUGUAGCGCAGUGCGCUAACCACUGCGCUGCGAACCCUGAUACCCAGGUUCGAUUCCCGCUCACAGGCAACGUCAGUCUGGGCCUCCUGUAGGUCGACUCGGCAUUAAAUUAGUACCUGGUGCGGUGUGUAAACGUGGCCAGGCAUGGUGCUGGCCACUCACCCCCUGGUGUACCGUGCCGGCCUUAAUAGGUGCUUGCUAACAGCACUUGCCCAACAGCCUAUGUAGGCUACAUGGGGGAUCUUUGUCUUUGUGUCUGCCCUCCUCACAGACUUACACCCUGCCCCGUGCACGUGUGUUUAUGUGUUCGCACGCGCGUGUUUACACACACGUGUGUUUGUGUGUUCGCACGUGUUCGUGUGUGUGCAAGCGCUGCUUACCGCUACACCAUGCACGAACCCUGGCAACCAGAGUUCAAUUCCUGCUCGUCUCCAAUACCAAAUAGCGAUUCUUUUUAACUGGUCCUGGGCCCUCCUCUAGGUCGACUCAGCCUUCAACGAGUACCUGGUGCGGAGACAAAGACAGGCGGCCGGGCAGGUGCUGUGUUGGCCGCCCGUGCCCCACGUGUGCCGUGCCGGGCCUUCAUAGCCACUCGCUAACGGCGCUCGCCCCAACAUCCUGUGUGGGCUGCACAGCGGGGAUCAUUGUCUUUGCGCACACGCACGCGUGCGUCAACGCGCGCGUACGGAGCGCGCGUUUGUCCAUUCACACACGUGCGUGCGCGCGUACGUACGUCCCUAUUUUCCUUGCUAACUGACACCCCCCCCCCCCC
Molecule: messenger RNA, 1565 nt
Organism: Petromyzon marinus (sea lamprey)
Lineage: Eukaryota; Metazoa; Chordata; Hyperoartia; Petromyzontiformes; Petromyzontidae
Source: RefSeq, a predicted model, not a curated record